CCGACAAGGUUGGGUGAAUUUUCCGGUGUUUGCUAAGUUAGGGGAGAAAAGGAAAAAAGUUUACUAAAUGCUAUGAGACGUUUGCGGUGCUGGACAACUUGGCAGAUGUGCUCUUGGGAAGCCCUGCUGCUGACGCGCAGAUGAUUUUGCCACCGUGGUGCUGGUGGUAAGCGGCGGUAUCGCCCCUGUGAGACAUUUAGCCUCCCUGCUCUGCAUUUCUGGAGUCCUUGGCAAAAGCGAAGUGGGGGGGGUGGGCAAGGGGGGGUGAAAUGUUCCGACGGGCCGACACGGCGAAGCGGCGUGUGAACCCGCCCCCGGCGGCGCGGGGGCGGGGCGCGGAGGUGGCGCGGGGGCGGAGCGUGGAGCUGGCACGGGGGCGGGGCGGGUACGGCUUCACGCUGUCGGGUCAGGCCCCCUGCGUGCUCAGCAGCGUGCUCAGAGGCAGCCCCGGCCGCCGCGCGGGCCUGAGGCCCGGAGACCGCGUCCUGAGCGUGAACCAGACCGACGUGUCCCGGGCCCCGCACGCCGACGUGGUGGAGCUGGUGGGCCGCUGCCACGCCGUCCUGCGCCUGGUGGUCGCCCCUGGCGACGGCCCGCCGGACUCCUGCUCCAGCGACGAGGAGCUGGGGUCGCCCCCGAGCAGAGCCGCCCGCUUCCGGCCCAAGAUGGACGCCAGGACGCUGGGCAUCAGCAGGGCGGAGAGGGUGGUGGCCGACAUGCAGGCCGGGGGCAUUUUCGGCAUGAUGCUGGAGAGCGCCGCUCACCCCCCCGCGGCCGCCGCUAAACCGCGACCGCGGUCUGAGCCGGACUUCCACCGCGCGCGGAGCGGCAGCGCUAAGAGCUACCGCGACUCGCUGGAGGAGGAGGAGGAGGCGGCCGGAGUCCUGAACGGCGACUCGGUGUUGGCGGGCGCGUUCGGGAGCCCCUGGCGGGGCGACUGUGCGCUGGACGAGCCGAACGUGGGCAUGGUCGUGGGCUACCUGGGCUCCAUCGAGCUGGCGUCGGCGGGGGCCAGCCUGGAGAGCGCCAGCCUGCAGGCCAUCCGCGGCUGCAUGCGGCGCCUGCGGGCCGAGCAGCGCGUCCACGCGCUGGUGAUGAUGAGGAUCGCGCGCGACGGCGUGCGGCUCUGCAGCGACCGCGGCGGCGUCCUCGCCACCUACCCCGCCGACAAGCUGGCCUUCAGCGCCGUCUGCCCCGACGACCGCCGCUUCUUCGGCCUGGUCACCAUGCAGGUGCCCGACGACGGCGGGCUGGCGCGGGCGGCAGGGGAGGAGGAGGAGGGGGGCCUCAGGACGUCCUGCCAUGUCUUCACCGUGGACCCCGAGCUGUGCCACCACACAGCCCACCAGGGCGUGGCCCGCCGCUUCGGUUUCGCCUGCACCCCCGACCCCGACACGGGCGGCUGCCUGGAGUUCCCCCCGACCUCGCAGCCCGUGCUGCAGUUCGUGUCGGUGCUGUACCGCGACAUGGGGGAGUCCAUCGAGGGCGUGCGGGCGCGGGCCUUUCUGGACGGGGACCUGGACGCGCAGCUGAACCACAGCACCAGCAGCAACAGCGACAGCGGCAUCGGCCACUUCCUGCCCGAGGAGCAGAGCGGCCGGGUCCUCCUGGUGGACCUGGGGGCCGGCCCGAACCGGCACGCCCCCGCGGCGGGGCCCCCCCACAACGGCUACCGCUACGACCCGGACACCAAGCGCCACCCCCCGGAGCCGCCGCCCCCCUACCCCGAUCCGUCUGCGCUCGGCGGCAGAGCACCCGGCCCCCCCAGGACAGAGCCCCCGGCCCCGCCCCCGGCCCCGCCCCCUCGGGCUCAUCCCUCGCGCGGGAAGAAGGCGGGCGGGGCCGAGGCUGGCCACAGCGGCGGCGGGCAGCGCUGGCUCCCGGUGCACGUCCUCAGAGACUGGCGCCGCGGGCGGGGCAGCGACCGGGACUCCUGCGCGGAGUCCACCGACGGCUGGUCCAGCGCCAACUGCAGCACCCUGCCCCCCCCCAUGAGCAAGAUCCCCGCGGACCGGUACCGCGCGGCGGGGGAGCCGGCCCAGCCCCCCCGGCCCGGCGCGCAGAAGGACGAGUGGGCCAGGAAGCUGUUCGGGGCGGACCGGGCCUUCAGAGAGAGGCUCCAGGGGAAGCACGGCAGGGAUGCCGAGAAGAAGGGCUCCAGGUUUCGGGGCGUCACCGUGGGGUUCCCCCAGCUGCCUCUGCGCUCCUCCGGGAGGCGGUCCUUCGGCCGGUCCAAACGCCUCAGCCUGGCCCGCUCUCUGGAUGACCUGGAGUCUGCAGCGGUCUCCGAUGGCGAGCUGAACAGCGGUGACCUGAAGGGCUGCGGCAGCGAGAACAGCCUGAGCAGCAACGCCAGCCUGCCCAGCGUGCAGAGCCACCGUCGCCAUGGCGAGCGCCGCGUCGCCAGCUGGGCCGCCUGCUUCGAGCGCCUCCUGCAGGACCCCGUGGGCGUGCGCUACUUCUCGGAGUUUCUGAAGAAGGAGUUCAGCGAGGAGAACAUUCUGUUCUGGCAGGCCUGCGAGUUCUUCAGCAGCGUCCCCGAGACCGACAAGAAGCAGCUGUCCCAGAGGGCGCGGGAGAUCUACAACAGCUUCCUGUCCAGCAAGGCCACCACGCCGGUCAACAUCGACAGCCAGGCCCAGCUGGCCGACGACAUCCUCAACGCCCCCCGCCCCGACAUGUUCAAGGAGCAGCAGCUGCAGAUCUUCAACCUGAUGAAGUUUGACAGCUACACCCGUUUCCUCAAGUCCUUCCUGUACCAGGAGUGCAUGCUGUCGGAGGUGGAGGGCCGCCCCCUGCCCGACCCCUACCACAUCCCCAGCAGCCCCGUCUCCAAGCACAGCACCAGCUCCGACCGCUCCAACCUGUCCACACCCAGAAAGGAGGAUAAGAAGUCCAAGUCCGGCCGGUCGCUGAACGAUGAGAGCAGGGACGAGCACGCGGACAAGAGGAAGGGGAUCUUCUUCUCCUGGUCCCGAAACCGGAGCUUCGGAAAAGGCCCCAAGAAGAAAGAGCUGACCGACUUCAAUUACAAUUUCGCGGGCAGUAACGGGCGCCGGGCGUCUCAGGGCUCUCUCUCCUCCGGGGCCAGUCUGGAGCUGGCCACCUGCAGCUCGGGCGGAAAGAACGAGGGGGACGUGUCCAGGCACUCCAUGUCGCUGCUGGACAGGGAGCGCGUUCUGAAAAACUGCACCAUCAACAUGCCGGACGGGUCCUGCUGUUCGCUGCCCCUCCGGCCCGGCCUGUCCGUACGGGAGGUGCUCCUGGGCCUGUGCGAGAAGCUGGGCAUCAACCUGGCCGCCGUCGACCUCUUCCUGGUCGGGGGAGAGAAGCCUCUGGUGAUGGACCAGGACUGCGUGACUCUGAGUGCACGGGACCUGAGAUUAGAGAAGCGCACUUUGUUCAGGUUAGACCUGGUGCCCAUCAACCGGUCCGUGGGGCUGAAGGCCAAGCCCACCAAACCCGUCACUGAGGUCCUGCGGCCCGUCGUGGCCAAAUACGGCCUCCACCUGGCGGACCUGGUCGCUACGGUGAGUGGAGAGAGCGAGCCGCUGGACCUGGGCCUGCCCAUCUCUAACCUGGACGGGCUGAGGGUGGUGCUGGACCUGGCCGACCACGCCCUGGGGAAAGACCCGCAGAAGCUCGCUGCAGCGAAAAGCCACCCACAGACAGCGACGGCACGAAGCCAGGCGGCCACAGGGGAUGAGAGCCAAUCAGGGAAGUGCUCUUCCAUGAAAGCCCGGGGAGAGAGCGCCAGGGACCCGCCCAAAUUCUCUCAGGACCAAUCAGUGCGUAAAGAGAGGAGAAAGCACAAACACAUUAAUAUAGACGAAGCCGAAGAGUUCUUCGAGCUCAUAUCCAAAGCUCAGAGCAACCGAGCUGACGACCAGCGGGGUCUGCUGAACAAGGACGACCUGGUGCUGCCGGACUUCCUGCGCCUGGCGCCCGAGCCGUCCUGCUCCACGCCCCGCCGCGGGAAAGAGAACGGGGGGGCGGGGGGGGCGCUCAACGCCGCCCACCACUCCCUCAGCCUGGACUCCGGCCCCCCCGGCCCCCCCGGCCCCUCUGGGCCACACCGCGACCGCCUGCCCUUCGCCCCGCCCCUCUCCCCCAUCCCCCGGAACGCGGACCCCCGGGCCCACCCCCCCUGGCCCAGGAGCGGCUCGGACUGGAGGGGCGAGAGCGUGCAGAUGGUGGAGGACGAGAGCCUGGGGGACUUGACUCUGGUGGGGGAGGGGGACAUCACCAGCCCCAACAGCACCCUGCUGCCCCCCUCCCCCCUGCCCGGCCUGCACCCGCACGGCCUGUCCCAGUCCCGCUACGCCCCCCCCCCCGGACAGCCGCGCCAACCCCCGCUCCAGCUCAGGUACAUCGGGAGUGUGACCCCGCCCCUCUGUGUGCCGUGUGCAGUGCUCUGAGCUGAAGACCGGCACCAGCUGUCCGUCUGACCCCUGACUCCGCCCCCCUGCGUGCCGUGUGCAGUGGUCUGAACUGAUCCCACCUCACUGACUCUGAUGCACUUUAUAUUCAACACUAAAUAGACUCUUUCCUGCUUCUUUUGUAUUUUUUCCCCUUCCCCUUCAAUCAUGAACCGAACUGUUUCAUGAAUUUGUGUGUUUCUGACAAUCAGCCGUGCCAGUUCAGCAGUGAACACACGCGUUGAGAGAGAUCUUUACGCGCUCGUAUGGCGCUGAGAUACCGCCGCCCCAGACGCGCGGACGCCUGGCGGGCCUGCAGCCGCGUGCGUGUGCCCCGCUCAAAGACCUCGCACCCGCGGCCGUCCUCGUGACGCUGGGGGGGUGACGGGGCGGAGGGCGUGGGGGGGGGUGACGCAGGCACCCAGCUUGUGAUCGGGCCCCGCCCCGCGUUUAUAAAAGCACCACGUCCUCGUCUCCCUGGGGAGAGAGCGGCGGUAAGCAGGCCUCCCGGGGACCAAACGCGCUUCCGCCGCGGCGGGUAACCACGGCGACCGGCCGAACAAAACUGGACUGCUCAAAGCCCCUUUUUUAAGUUUUAUUUUUUAAAGCAGGUUUCUCAAAUUACUUUUGUAAAUUAUGUCAGUUAUUUGGAAAAAAAAGUUGUUCUCAUAACGGUACUUGUAUUGUUCUAUUUUUUUGUGAAAAACAAGGUUUUAUUUUGUUUUGCCCCGCCUCCGCCCCCCCCCACCUUUCUGGUUCUUCAGUAAAACGCAAUUCAACAGUGUCUGUACACAGGUACACUCCAUUUCACCACCUUCUGUGGUCCCAUUACACCUUUUUACUUCCUAUUUUAUAUAUUUUAUUCUGUAAUAUAUUCCUGAGAAGGCAAAUAAUUUAUCCCUGUUAUUUUUAUUUACUGUUCAGCACUGCCCAGUGAAAAGUAAUAAUUAUGUACAUACAGUAGUUAUUUUUUAGGACUAAUGUCAUUGUUGAAUUGCAAGCCAUUUUCUCUCUGGAUAAUUCCCAUCUCCAGUAGAUGAGCUCUGCUGAUGAAUUCCAUGCCUGUGUGUGAUUAGAUUUAAUAAAUGUUAAAAGUCAAAUCACAAAUCUG
Anguilla anguilla (European eel) is the source of this 5529-nucleotide messenger RNA. RefSeq names its product regulator of G-protein signaling 12-like. Gene Ontology annotation, biological process: signal transduction. The record is from RefSeq and is a predicted model, not a curated record. The coding region runs from base 270 to 4418 and encodes 1382 amino acids. The transcript is spliced from 17 exons. Gene Ontology annotation, molecular function: GTPase activator activity; protein binding. NCBI's taxonomy places the organism in Eukaryota, Metazoa, Chordata, Actinopteri, Anguilliformes, Anguillidae.